AUGGCUUCUGCCAUCCCCACCGCUGUGAUCAGUAUUCCGUUUUACAUUUCGCCUCUCAUCUGCUUGUUGAUUUUUUGUCUCUACAAAUUCCCCCCCUUACGUCCGACCACCUUGUCGCGAAUGAUCCUUGGUCAUAUUGUGCCCUCCCUCAAGGACGAUACGGUCCGUCUCCCCUCUUCGCUCACCAACGUGUCGAUAGCUUCCAUCUCUAGAUGGCCCCAUUCAAGAUGGGAGUUCCGUCAGGACCACGCAGAGCUUCCUCGCCUGGAAGCGGUGUUGUCCAAGCAUCUCCGUCUCUCGACUUGGGUAUGGCCAUUCUCUCGGGGGCGGGUGGAGUCCCCAAUGGCGUUUCGCACUGUGGUCCGGGCGGAAACUCAGCCUGCGACCCUAGUGAUAGAUCACUAUGCUUCGGACCGCUUCAAGGGAUCCUUUUUGGCUCCCCAGAAUGUGGGUAAACCGGGUGUCCCAGAUGAGAUCUGGGAGUACGAGCAGGCCGGUGACGUGUCGGCGGGGUGGGCAGUCGAGACUAAAGUCCGCGGAGCCUUACGAGGCGUCGCCCCUCUGGUCUUCGUGUCGGCCUCGCAUCCCUCCAACACCCACCCCGGUCUUGAACUCGUCGCCAACGCCCAAUCCACCGUUGCUCGAACUUCUUUGCUCCAUUUGCGCAGGGAACCUAUCCACGACCUUCUCAACAUAGAUGAUCAUAUCUUCUUGGAGGAGAGGACUCGUUCCCUUUUGACCCAGAUCAUCAAUGAAUUUGUUUUCACUGGGGUUGGGUCGAUCGUGGUACAAGAUGGGUUCACAUAUUGCUUGUUACGACGCGGGGAAGGGGAGGAGGCCAACGUCAUCUGGGCAUGGGAAGAUCUCUGGUCCGAGUUUCAUGUCGUCAGACCUCUUGGACUGUGGUUGAGUCUGAUACUCGAUCGACAGGAACGGGAGGACAAGAGGGCU
This is a messenger RNA of Tremella mesenterica DSM 1558, 951 nucleotides long. RefSeq lists its product as uncharacterized. The transcript has 4 exons. The record is from RefSeq and is a predicted model, not a curated record. NCBI's taxonomy places the organism in Eukaryota, Fungi, Basidiomycota, Tremellomycetes, Tremellales, Tremellaceae. The annotation marks the transcript as partial.